Sturnus vulgaris (Common starling) is the source of this 6716-nucleotide messenger RNA. The record is from RefSeq and is a predicted model, not a curated record. NCBI's taxonomy places the organism in Eukaryota, Metazoa, Chordata, Aves, Passeriformes, Sturnidae.
AUGCCACGAAUACCACAAAUAUCCCCAGCCUCACUGAAACUGCUACUCCAGAUGCCACGAAUACCACAAAUAUCCCCAGCCUCAAUGAAACUGCUCCUCCAGCAAGCGCCUCCUUUGGACAAGGCAGUGGCAGCAUCUACCUGGACGAUGUCAGCUGUGCAGGCUGGGAGUCGUCCCUCUUCCAGUGUGGCCACCAUGGCUGGGGCAGCCACAACUGUCGCCACAGUGAAGAUGCUGGUGUCGUGUGCUCAGGUCAAAAAAUUAUUUGUGGUGAUACACUUUUUAAGUCCUCUGGAACAUUUCAGAGUCCUUCUUUGAGUUCUUCAGAUAAAGCAGAUUGUUUGUGGCAAAUACAUGUAACAAACAAUUUCCGCAUUGCACUCACAUUUGAUUACAUUCAGUUGCAAGGUGGAUGCCAGAAUGAGUAUAUUGAGAUCUAUGAUGGGCCACCCAAAUCUUCUCCUCUGCUUGGAAGAAUUUGUUCUAGUUCUCCUCUCACGUACACUUCAUCUUCAAACUUCAUGUCUGGCAACAACGAAACAAUCACCUACUCCAAUGUGAUAAAAGUGUCUGCUCCUGGUAGAGUCAUCAAGAGGCAGAAGGACCUUCACUUGCACAUCAGCUGCAAAAUGCUGCAGAACACCUGGGUUCAAGUCCUGUACAUUGCUGAUGAUGGCAUUGAUGUCAACAAAACCCAGUAUGGCAGAUACAACGUGAGCCUCACGUUCUACAACUCCUCAUCUUUCCAGUGGCCAGUGCAUGACUUCCCAUACUAUGUUGACAUGGAUCAGAAUUUGUUCCUCCAAGCUUCUCUUCACAGCUCUGACCAAAAUCUGACGGUGUUUGUGGACACAUGUGUGGCAUCGCCUAAUUCUGGUGAUUUUACAACACUGGUCUAUGAAUUGUCCAAAAGUGGGUGUGCCAGUGAUUCCACCUACGUUCUUUUCCCCUCGCCACGCAGCGAUGUCGCUCGGUUUGGGUUUAACUCUUUCCCCUUCGUGAACCGAUUCCCGUCGGUUUUCCUGCGGUGUGAGCUGGUGGUGUGCAGGUACCACGACUUCUCCUCCCGCUGCUACCAAGGCUGUGUCAGUAGGUUCAAGAGGAACGCAGAUUCUUCCCAUAAACAAGUGAAUGUUGUUAUUGGACCCGUGCAGCUUCGGGAAGCUCACGCUGAGAACAGGAACAUUACUCCAUACGUCCAGCUGGUGAACGGAAGGCACCGAUGUGAAGGUCGUGUUGAGAUCUAUUACAGAGGACGUUCGGGGACAGUUUGUGAUGACUUGUGGGACCUGGCAGAUGCUGUGGUUGUGUGCAGGCAGCUGGGAUGUGGCAGGGCCAUUGCAGCUCUAGGAAGUGCCUACUUUGGGCAAGGCUCGGGUGACAUCGUGCUGGACAACGUGAUGUGCAGAGGGAAUGAGGCGUCCUUGCUGCGCUGCAAUCACACUGGCUGGAGGAUCCACAACUGUGCCCACUAUGAAGAUGCUUCUGUUAUCUGUUCAGAAGAGUCUGAUCCAACACCAACAGAGCCAACAUCAACAGAUACAACAGCACUGGAGACAACCUCCAUAGAAGAGACAAUACUCACAGAAUCAACAAUAUUUCUAAGAGAGACAUCAACGUUAGCAUCAACAGAUACAACAGCCUCAACACUGGAGACAACCUCCACAGAAGAGACAAGUCCAGAACCAACGACAUCUCUGAGAGAGACAACAGUGUCAGCAUCAACAGUCCUCACAGAGGAGACGACAUCCCCAUUGCAGUCAACCACCAUGGUGCCACCAUCCCCCAGAGCAGAGAAGUCCUUCCUAGUGGAGAUGGCCACCACAGUGCCAGUGAUGACCCUAGACGACACAUCACUAAUGACUUCCCCAGGAGACAUAUCCUCUUCACCAGAGAUGUCAGUGUCAUCCACUACCACUGUACCACUGUCAUACGCCCUGUCUGAUAUGAUCACCUCAGAGAGAUUGGACACCACAACAGAGGAGAGCAAAACAGGGGCCAGCGUGCGGCUGCGGGGCGGCAGGAACGGCUGCGAGGGCCGCGUGGAGCUGUACGACGGCAGCACGUGGGGGACGGUGUGUGACGACCAGUGGGACCUGCAGGAUGCCCAGGUGGUGUGCAGGCAGCUGGGCUGUGGCCAGGCCGUGGCUGCACUGGACACUGCCCACUUUGGCCUGGGCUCCGGCCACAUCUUCCUGGACGACGUGCAGUGCCGCGGGGACGAGCCCUCCCUGCGCAUGUGCCGGCACAACGGCUGGGGUGUGCACAACUGCGGGCACAUGGAGGAUGCCAGUGUCAUCUGUGCAGGGGCCAGCGUGCGGCUGCAGGGCGGCAGGAACGGCUGCGAGGGCCGCGUGGAGCUAUGCCAAUCCAACCACUCCUACUCAAUGGCCACUCACAACAGUAGCAAUCCUCCCCCAACCCUUUUUGAGUCUGCAAUGCUCAUGGUCACUAUGCCCUCCCUGCGCAUGUGCCGGCACAACGGCUGGGGCAUGCACAACUGUGGACAUGGGGAGGAUGCCAGUGUCAUCUGUGCAGGGGCCAGCGUGCGGCUGCGGGGCGGCAGGAACGGCUGCGAGGGCCGCGUGGAGCUGUACGACGGCAGCACGUGGGGGACGGUGUGUGACGACCAGUGGGACCUGCAGGAUGCCCAGGUGGUGUGCAGGCAGCUGGGCUGUGGCCAGGCCGUGGCUGCUCCACAAAAUGCUCGCUUUGGCCUGGGCUCCGGCCACAUCUUCCUGGACGACGUGCAGUGCCGCGGGGACGAGCCCUCCCUGCGCAUGUGCCGGCACAACGGCUGGGGCAUGCACAACUGCAGGCACAGUGAGGAUGCCAGUGUCAUCUGUGCAGCUCCAGUGGCCACCUCAACACCUCCUCCAGCACCUUAUUUUUGUGGUGGCUCAGUCUCAGAUUCCUCUGGGGUGCUGCAGAGUCCCAACUAUCCUGGAAGUUAUCCAAACAACGCUGACUGUGUGUGGGAAAUACAAGUAAAGAACAAUUUCCGUGUAACGCUCACAUUUAGAGAUAUUGCGAUGCAAAGCGGGACAUGCCAGCACGACUACAUUGAAGUCUAUGAUGGACCUCUCCACUCUUCCCCUCUUCUUGGGAGAUUCUGUUCUGGUUCCUUCCCCACAUACGUGUCCUCUUCAAACAUGAUGAGUGUUCGCUUCCACAGCGAUUCCAGAUACUCCUUCAGAGGAUUUCAGGCUCUCUACUCCUCCAUUCCAGCUGGUCACAACACCACUAUCCAGUGCUUGCCAGACUACAUGCACGUAGUGGUCAGCAGACGCUACCUGCAGUCUCAGGGCUACUCAGCACAGAGGGUCACCCUGAACGACAACCGCUGCAGAGCGACAGUCACGCCACGGGAGGUUGUAUUCAACAUUCCCUACAACGGCUGUGGGACAGUACAAGAGGAGAACAACGACACAAUCAACUACUCCAACACGAUCAGGGUCGCAUCUUCUGGGUAUGUAAUCAAGAGGAAAAAGAACAUCAACUUGCACGUCAGCUGCAAGAUGCUGAGGAAGAGCUGGCAGCAGGUGAUGUACACUGCUGAGGACACUGUGGAUGUGAACGAGUACCAGUUUGGAAGAUACAACAUGAACAUCACCUUCUACGAUUCCCCGGCGUUCCGGCGGCAAGUGCGCAGCUCUCCCUACUACAUCGACCUCAACCAAAACCUGUACCUCCAGGCUUGUCUUCACAGCUCAGACCCAAACCUCAAGGUGGUUGUGGACACGUGUGUGGCAUCACCCGACCCUCAUGAUUUUAACACGCUGGCCUAUUACUUAGUCAGGAAUGGGUGUCCUAGAGAUUCUUCCUAUGUCACAUAUCAGUCCCCUGCCAGCCACUUUGCUCGGUUCAAAUUUAACGCCUUUGAGUUCAUGAGCAGGCACCCGUCAGUGUACCUGAAGUGCCAGAUGCUGGUCUGCAGGCUCGGGGACUACUCCUCCCACUGCUACCGGGGCUGCAGCUCCAGGGCCAAGAGAGACACCAGCUCUGCUGAGGAAGAAGUGGAUGUGGUGGUUGGACCCCUUCAGCUCCGAGGAGGGGAUGCUCCGAUGAGGGUGGUGAAUGGGUGGGACCAGUGCUAAGGGCAGGCUGAAAUAUUUUGCAAAAGAGCCUGGGGGAACGUUUGUGAUGUUUUCUGGGAUAAAAGUGAUACAGCAGCUGUCUGCAACCAGCAGCAAGUGGAGCCUGGUGGAACAAGCCAGACAGAGACCCAAACUCACUAUGGAACAAAUUUACCGAAUGGAUUAAGGACAAAUUUCAGCCCAAAGCCCCAGCUGAGACUGGAAUCUGGAGAGGACCGAUGUGCCGGGAGGGUUGAAGUUUUUCAUGAUGGAAAAUGGGGCACGGUCUGUGAUGAUUAUUUCAAUAUGAACAGUGCCAACGUUGUGUGCAGACAACUUAACUGUGGCCGAGCUGUCUCUGUCCUGGGACUGUCUUACUUUGGCCUCAGUGGAAAAAUUAUCCAGUUGGAUGAUGUGCAGUGUAGAGGAACUGAAUCCCACCUUUGGGACUGCCGGCACGCCGGCUGGGGCAAGCACAACUGUGGACUCAAUGAGGAUGUUGGUGUCAUCUGCUCAGGUUCCUCCCCUGCUCCCAGCCCAACCCCAGCACAGACUGAGACAUCUCCUGCUCCUGAGACCCUGGCCACCCUCAAGGAAGACUCUGGAAAUAUUUCAGAACAAGACUUGUCACCUGCUGAGUUUGUAGAUGUGACAACCCCAGCUGCAGAAAUCCUUUCCACGCUGGCCGAAGGACAUGAUCAAAAGCAUAUCAGCAAUCAUCAGCUCCAUUUUCUAUCACUGAUUGAAGUUUUUCUCAACACGAGGUAUAAAAGUCAGAAAAGCCAAAGCCUGCCUUCUCCAGCUGCCCUCAAAAUGCAGCUGCUCAAGCAGUUCCUCCUUCUGCCUCUCUUUUCUGCUCUGGCUCUCAGUGAAGGCAACUCAAUAGAAUUCGCAGGGGUGCCUCGCUGUGGGACUUCACUUCAUGAGCCCAACAAAGCAUUAAGGAUUGAACUAAAGGCAAAUGCAAACUGCAUCUGGCAAAUCCAUAGGAAUGUAAAUCAAACAAUUAGGCUCAUUUUCUCCCAUUUCAAAUUUGCUCCUUCUUCAAGCUGUGAAUCAGAAAGCAUUAAAGUGUUUGAUGGUCCCUCCACUGAUUCACCUCUCCUUGGACAAGUGUGUGAUGACACAGAUGCAGUCCCAGUGCUUGAAUCAUCCUCAAACAGUUCAACUUUUCUCAUAACUACCAACGCUGAGGCUUUCACACGAAACUUCUUUGUCUACUACUACUUCUUUUCACCAGGGUCAACAGAAAAUGAAAAUUGUGGGGGACAAUUAACUGGUCCCAAUGGGACAUUCAGCAGCCCCAACUACCCAGCACCUUACCCUCAGUUCAGAUACUGUGUCUGGCACAUACAAGCACCAAAAAACUCGAAGAUAAACUUACAGUUCCAGGAUUUUUUCCUGGAAUUGGACAGAAAUUGCCAACUUGACUUCACAGCAGUCUAUGAUGGCUCCACCACAAAAUCUGGAUUACUGGGGAAAGCUUGUGGCCUUGCCCGGCCCACAUUUGAGUCUUCUUCAAACGCGAUGACAGUUGUGCUGUCCACAGACGACACCAACUCCUACAGAGGAUUUUCAGCUCAGUAUUCCAGUGUUUCCCUGCCAGGUCCCACAGAGCCCAACGCAACCCUUACCUGCUUUUCAGACAGCAUGAGAAUUGUUCUGAGCAAGUCUUACCUGGCCUCCCUUGGCUUUAGGGAAGCUGACCUGCAGCUGAAUGAUCCAUCCUGCAGACCAGUUGUAACAGAUUCAGUGAUCUUCUCCUUCCCAUUGGCCAGCUGUGGAACAAUUAAAAAGGAUGAAGGCCACAGCAUCACUUACACCAACACCAUCUCCCUGGCUCCAGCUGGCAACGCCAUCAUCACCCGCCAGAGGAACACUGAGAUCAUUGCACAAUGCAGAAUGAAGAACAAUGAAACCCUGGAAGUCAUUUACACCACAACAAACAAUGCCAUCCAGAACCUGACUGCUGGGGGGAGGUACAAUGUCAGCAUGGCCUUCUACGAGUCAGAUUUGUUCUCCAAGCCCAUACAAUACUCCCCAUACUACGUAGACUUGAACCAAACUCUCUUUACUGAAGUGACUCUUCAUUCCACUGACCCAAAUCUCCAGGUGUUCAUUGAUACCUGCACAGCAUCUCCACAGCCUGAUUUUGGAUCACUGACAUACGACUUGAUCAGGAGUGGCUGCAAUAAAGAUGACACUGUGGUAACCUACCCAGCAUUUGGAAACCAUGGAAGAUUCAAAUUUAGGGCCUUCAGGUUCCUGCGGAGCUUCCCAUCAGUUUAUCUCCAUUGUGACAUUGUGAUCUGCGACAGCAACACCACCAACUCUCGCUGUGCCAGGGGCUGCAUCUCCAGGCAGAAAAGAGCCAUCUCCCCAUACACAUGGAAAACCAACACUGUAGUGGGGCCCAUCCGCCUGAAAAGAGAUCUCAGGACUGCUGAGCACUCGGAAUCCCUCACUGAAGUGGAAGCUGAAAAAACACCAAACCUGCAACAAUACAACUUCUACACUCUGGCAUUUGUGGUUUUAAUUUCAAACAUUCUCAUUGUGGUAGCUGUGACACUAAGACAUCACAAACAUCAGGUAGGAUACAGCUAUCAAAAUGUCCAGAGCCCAUUUUAACUACUGGAGAUU